Molecule: messenger RNA, 204 nt
Organism: Protopolystoma xenopodis
Lineage: Eukaryota; Metazoa; Platyhelminthes; Monogenea; Polystomatidea; Polystomatidae
Source: the annotation of a GenBank genome assembly
AUGCGUCCAGACUACACGAUUCAGUUCUCCCAUUGGCGAGCCUCUUCAGCCGCCGGGCUUUUGCCAUGUAUUGAUUGGCCGACGGCAACAUGCCCUGUCACCCUCGGUUUUGUAGUCAAGGUAAUUGGGCAUUGGAUACAUCUUGCCGAUUGGCUGGAAUCGAAGUCUCCGACUGCUAGCACUGUCGACACAAAUCGCACAUGA